AUGAUUCAUCUCCUCCCUCCCCGUUUCAUGAUUCAUCUCCUCCCUCCCCGUUUCAUGAUUCAUCUCCUCCCUCCCCGUUUCAUGAUUCAUCUCCUCCCUCCCCGUUUCAUGAUUCAUCUCCUCCCUCCCCGUUUCAUGAUUCAUCUCCUCCCUCCCCGUUUCAUGAUUCAUCUCCUCCCUCCCCGUUUCAUGAUUCAUCUCCUCCCUCCCCGUUUCAUGAUUCAUCUCCUCCCUCCCCGUUUCAUGAUUCAUCUCCUCCCUCCCCGUUUCAUGAUUCAUCUCCUCCCUCCCCGUUUCAUGAUUCAUCUCCUCCCUCCCCGUUUCAUGAUUCAUCUCCUCCCAACAGACCUGAAGGCCAUAGGAGGCGUGGAGCCGCUGCUGCGCUUUCUCAAGUCCCCCAUGCAAUCCUCCACACGCGGGCAGCAGCCCUCUGAGUGUCUUGCCAUAGGAGGCUUGGAGCCGCUGCUGCGUUUCCUCAAGUCCCCUCAUGCAAUCCUGCGGGCGCGGGCGGCGGAGGUGGUGACCACCAUGGUGCAAAACAAUGAAAAGAGCCAGCGCAGCGUGAUGGAGGCGGGCGGCCAUCUGACCCUCAUGGAUAUGCUUCUAAACGAUGCUGACGUCACUGCCAGGACCAAGGCCGUGGGGGCGAUUUCAUCCUUGGUGCGCCAUAACCCAGAAGGCCUGGCGUCCCUUCGAGCCGUCGUCGGCAUUAAGGGACUCACCUCCUUAAUUUCCUCCGCCGCCCAACCCACCACCGACACCACCACCACCAGCAGUGCCACGAAGCUCCUACUUAAAGCCCUGCAUCUCACGCUCUAUUUCCUACAGCAGUUCCCCUCAGACCAGCCCCAGGCUCUCUCCUCGGGCCUGCGCAAGGGGGAUGAGGUUUCUGAAACAGAGGCGGUUAUUGGGGUUCGAAUUGAGGCUGUAUCUGCCCUGCAGAAGCGCCAAAGCUCAGGUGAAAACUCAGGUGGUUCAGAUGGUGCAUCAGAGCCGGAAUCAGGGGACCUUCAGGAGGAGCUGGACGCCUUGCUGGAGACGAGACGCGCUCUGAUUGGUCGAAAGGUAGCUGUCGCCAGGGGGAGAGCGGAGCUGGGACCAGUGGGGGAGCAGCAGGCACUGUAG
Messenger RNA from Closterium sp. Yama58-4, 1125 nucleotides. The record is from the annotation of a GenBank genome assembly. Lineage: Eukaryota; Viridiplantae; Streptophyta; Zygnematophyceae; Desmidiales; Closteriaceae.